Messenger RNA from Perkinsus marinus ATCC 50983, 459 nucleotides. RefSeq lists its product as hypothetical. NCBI's taxonomy places the organism in Eukaryota, Perkinsozoa, Perkinsida, Perkinsidae. The transcript has a single exon. The record is from RefSeq and is a predicted model, not a curated record. The annotation marks the transcript as partial.
AUGACGCUACUCUCCCCUCCGUCGUCUACGUUCCGCCAAAGAACUCAAGCACUCUCUGAUUGGAUCCUUGAGAAGAAGCCCCAGCUCGAAAAUCGGUCGCAAGUUGAUCGAACAUUGAGCGAAAUCAUAAGGACUUCCCGCGAGCUCACGACGGCCCUUAGGAGAGAGAAAGUCGAAGGACUCAAGUGUACUGCUGAGGAUACAGAGCAAGAUAUCGAAGCUGCCAUAUAUACCGCAUAUGUUAGAGUACAGUGGGUUCUUGGAGAAGUUGGGUUCGGGGAUGAAGAGCGCGGGCGACCCGCCCUGGCCCUGGCCCUCGCCGUCAAGAUAAUUCAAGAGUACAACAUGUUAGUCGAUCCCCCCAUACCGAGUGGUCGAGGAGUAGUCCGUGGAUUGACCGAGUGCCUCAUCGAGUACACCAAGGGAGAUGAAGCCGCCCGAACUGGAAUUCCUGCGACC